Messenger RNA from Chroicocephalus ridibundus (black-headed gull), 1446 nucleotides. RefSeq names its product one cut homeobox 3 (gene ONECUT3). The transcript has 2 exons. Gene Ontology annotation, biological process: regulation of transcription by RNA polymerase II. NCBI's taxonomy places the organism in Eukaryota, Metazoa, Chordata, Aves, Charadriiformes, Laridae. Gene Ontology annotation, molecular function: DNA-binding transcription factor activity, RNA polymerase II-specific; RNA polymerase II cis-regulatory region sequence-specific DNA binding. The record is from RefSeq and is a predicted model, not a curated record. The coding region runs from base 36 to 1358 and encodes 440 amino acids. Gene Ontology annotation, cellular component: nucleus.
AGCGGGCGAAGCAGCGGCAGAGCCCGGCGGCCACCAUGGAGCUGGCGAUGGAGAACCUGGGCAGCCUGCACGGCGUCCCGCACUCGCAGCCCGCCGAGCUGCUGAGCCCGGCUCACGGGCGACAAGGCUCGCACCGCAACCUGGUACCGCACGGCCGGCCCGCCAUGGUCUCGGGCAUGGCCUCCAUCCUGGAGGGGGGCGACUACCGCGCCGAGCACAGCCUGGCCGCCCCGCUGCACCCCGCCAUGAGCAUGUCCUGCGAGUCCCCCUCCGGCAUGAGCCUCAGCAGCACCUACACCACGCUGACCCCCCUGCAGCACCUGCCGCCCAUCUCCACCGUCUCGGAGAAGUUCCACCACCCGCACCACCACCACCACCACCACCACCCGCACCAGCGCCUGGCCGGCAACGUGAGCGGCAGCUUCACCCUCAUGCGCGACGAGCGGAGCCUGGCCUCCAUGGGCAACCUCUACAGCCACUACCCCAAGGACAUGCCGGCCAUGGGGCAGCCCCUCUCGCCGCUGCCCAACGGGCUGGGCAGCCUGCACAACGCCCAGCAGCCGCUGACCCCCUACGGCCCCGGGGGCCACUUGCCCAACGAGAAGAUGCUCUCGCCCAACGGCUUCGAUUCGCACGCCGCGAUGCUGUCCCGGGGCGAGGAGCACUUGGCGCGGGGCUUGGCGGCCCCCAGCUCGGCCAUGAUGCCGCCGCUCAACGGGAUGCACCCGCACGGCCACCCGCACGCCCAGCCCGGUGGCUCCCUCCUCGGCGAGCGGGAACGCCAGGCCUCGGCCACCGGUUCCCAACCCGGUGGCUCCGGGCAGGUGGAGGAGAUCAACACCAAGGAGGUGGCCCAGCGGAUCACGGCCGAGCUGAAGCGUUACAGCAUCCCGCAGGCGAUCUUCGCCCAGAGGAUCUUGUGCCGCUCCCAGGGGACCCUCUCGGACCUGCUGCGGAACCCCAAGCCUUGGAGUAAGCUCAAGUCGGGCCGGGAGACUUUCCGGAGGAUGUGGAAAUGGUUGCAGGAGCCGGAAUUUCAGAGGAUGUCGGCGCUCAGGCUGGCAGCUUGCAAACGCAAAGAGCAAGAGCAGCAGAAAGACCGGAGCCUGCAGCCCAAGAAGCAGCGGCUGGUCUUCACGGACCUCCAGCGCCGCACCCUGAUUGCCAUCUUCAAGGAGAACAAGCGCCCAUCCAAGGAGAUGCAGAUGACCAUCUCGCAGCAGCUGGGCUUGGAGCUCAACACCGUCAGCAACUUCUUCAUGAACGCCCGCCGGCGGUGUAUGAACCGCUGGCAGGAGGAGCCAGGCACCAACCCCGGAGUCCCCUCUUCUUCUACAAGCACUUUCUCCAAAGCAUGAUGUCCCCCAGCACUCCCUGCCCCUUCCCGGACAUCCUCCUCAUGACAAAGCCAACCCCAGACUCACACGCAUGUCCCGAGCCAACUGG